UGAAAUAGUCUGCCAUAUUCGGGUGUCGUAUCACCUGCGACGCACUCUUGGUAGAGGCGCUCGGUCUAGAGUACAUCUAUCCAAGGUACGGGAAGGCGUCAACCAAUCACGGAUCUAUCCCGAUAUGAGAUGCAACAUGGCGAAAUCUGGGGUAAUCACGGGGUUUGUAUGGCUAAAGAGGCAUCACGAAGAACUUUAUGAAACCCAAUGUCCUGGUUGAAUGUCACGGAAAGAUGCUUAUAUCCUGCUCGAUGCGCUGCACUCCACCUUUGGUACGGUCGUUGCGACUCCAUCUAAGCAGGUAUGCGGUUCUCCGUCAUCGUUAUACUGCCCCUUCUUAUCACCGCUGUCCAAGCACACGGUCGCAUAACACAAGUAACAACCCCAAAUGGCACCAUAUACGAAGGCUGGGAUCCCGCCUCGUCAACCAAUUCAACACCACCCCACCCACUCGCCGCAUGGUCCGCAUCAAACCUCGGCAACAUAUACAUCCCGCCCUCGCAGUUCAACACUUCAAACAUCGCCUGUCACUACAACGCGCUAGCAGGCGCUCUUCACAUCAACACCACUGCCGGUGACGAGCUAAAGCUUCACUGGAACGAAUGGCCAGUAUCGCACGUCGGCCCCGUUAUCACAUAUUUAGCAGAGUGCGAGGGCAGCUGUGCCAACACAAAGAGACAGGAUUUGCAGUGGGUCAAGAUCGACGAACUGGGAUGGCUGAAUAGUACGGGUUGGGAUACAUUGGAUCUCGGUGGGACAUGGGCCGCGGAUGUGCUCAUCGCGAACGAAUAUUCUUGGAUGUUUAAGAUACCGGAAAGACUCAUAGAAGGAUACUAUGUGCUGCGACAUGAGAUUAUCGCGCUGCAUGUCGCGGAGAACCUGGAUGGCGCUCAGGCAUAUCCACAGUGUGUGAAUCUACGCGUUGCGAGAGGGACGGAUGAGGAGGGGAAGAAGCUGGCUGGUGGUAUUUUGGGCAAAGACUUGUACGGUAUGACAGAUGAAGGUAUACAUGUGAACGUGCAUCGGAAGAUCGAUGGUUAUAAGAUCCCAGGGCCGAAGCUAUGGGAACAUGCAACGCCUAUGCGGCAGCCUAAUCAAUGAUACCGCAUUUAGUUCAUACUGAGAGCUCACCCAAACGAGUGUUUGGUUCAUCCGAAAGAU
This is a messenger RNA of Alternaria rosae, 1161 nucleotides long. RefSeq names its product glycoside hydrolase. The record is from RefSeq and is a predicted model, not a curated record. The transcript has a single exon. Bases 304 to 1101 code for a protein of 265 amino acids. NCBI's taxonomy places the organism in Eukaryota, Fungi, Ascomycota, Dothideomycetes, Pleosporales, Pleosporaceae.